UUGUUUAAAGUAGCAAAGGUCUCCAACGUCCCUUUCUCCGUUUUUCUUUCUCUCUCAUAUGUAUUCUCAGUGAAGCUUCUCUGCUUCUUCAUAGUUUUUACUUGUUUUCAGCUACUUUUUCUGAUUGGAUGUCUCCUUAUCCAUACACCCAACCACCCCACACACAAAAUAUAUGCAAUUAGUGAAAAGAAAUUACUGUAGCUACUCAUGCGAAGUUAUACCUUCUAUGGAACUUUGAUGCGUUAGUUACUUGGUAAUUUAGAGUGAAUUUAAGCUCUUCAGCAAGAAGAAUCUGAAGAAACAAUGGCUUACACUAGAAGAGGAUCUGAUCAGCAGCCACCUGGCAGGCUGCUGAGAACUCAAACAGCUGGCAAUUUAGGUGGUGAGGCUAUGAUGGAUAGUGAAGUGGUGCCUUCAUCUCUUGUUGAAAUAGCACCUAUUCUUCGUGUUGCUAAUGAAGUUGAACCAAGUAACCCUAGGGUUGGCUAUCUUUGUCGAUUCUAUGCCUUUGAGAAAGCUCACAGACUAGAUCCAACAUCAAGUGGUCGUGGUGUUCGUCAAUUUAAGACUGCUCUACUUCAACGCUUAGAGAGGGAAGAUCAAACAACAUUAGCAGGGAGAACAAAGAGUGAUGCUCGUGAAAUGCAAAGCUAUUAUCGACAUUAUUAUGGAAAGUACAUUCAAGCCUUACAAAAUGCUGAUAAAGCCGAUCGUACUCGUCUUACAAAAGCUUAUCAAACUGCUGCGGUUCUUUUUGAGGUAUUAAAGGCUGUGAAUCAGAUAGAUGGAGUUGAGGUGGCAAAGGAGAUAUUGGAAGCAAACACAAAAGUUGAAGAGAAGACAAGAAUGUAUGCUCCUUAUAAUAUACUUCCACUUGAUCCCGAUAGUUCUAAUCAAGCUAUUAUGACAUAUCCAGAGAUACAAGCUUCUGUCUCUGCUCUCAGAAAUACUAGAGGUCUACCAUGGCCAAAAGGCUACAAUAAAAAGGAAGAUGAAGACAUAUUGGAUUGGCUACAGGCUAUGUUUGGUUUUCAGAAAGAUAGUGUCUCAAAUCAAAGGGAGCACUUGAUCUUGUUACUUGCAAAUGUUCAUAUUCGACAAUUCCCAAAGACUGGUCAACAACCUAAGUUGGAUGAUGUGGCGGUUGAUGAGGUGAUGGAUAAACUUUUUGAAAAUUACCUAAAGUGGUGCAAAUAUUUGGGUCGCAAAGAUAGUCUUACGUUCCCGAAUAUUCAAAAAGAAAGGCAACAAAGGAAACUUUUGUACAUGGGUUUGUAUCUUCUCAUAUGGGGUGAAGCUGCAAACUUGAGAUUUAUGCCUGAAUGCCUUUGCUACAUCUAUCACCACAUGGCAUUUGAACUUUAUGGCAUGCUGGCUGGAAGUGUGAGUUCUGUAACAGGUGAGAAUAUUAAACCUGCAUAUGGAGGUGAAAAGGAGGCAUUCUUGAUGAAAGUUGUGACUCCUAUCUACAAUACAAUUGCAAAGGAAGCUCAUAAAAGCAAAGGAGGAAAGACAAAACAUUCUCAAUGGAGAAAUUAUGAUGAUCUGAAUGAGUACUUCUGGUCAGUUGAUUGUUUUCGCAUAGGAUGGCCAAUGCGUGCUGAUGCUGAUUUCUUUCAUGUGCCUGAUGAAGUUAAAGAGAAUGAGGUGGAAAAACCUACUGGUAGUAGGAGGUGGGUAGGGAAGAUCAAUUUUGUUGAGAUAGAUUCAUACUGGCAUAUAUUUAGGAGUUUUGAUAGGAUGUGGAGCUUUUUCAUUUUAUGUUUACAGGCAAUGAUUAUUAUAGCAUGGAAUGGAUCUGGUAAACUAAGCUCUGUCUUUGAUGGAGAAGUGUUCAAGAAAGUUUUGAGCAUCUUCAUAACAGCAGCAAUUUUGAAACUUGGACAAGCUGUCAUUGAUCUGGUGAUGAUGUGGAAAGCAAGGUUUAGCAUGUCAUUUCAUGUGAAGCUUAGAUACAUAUUGAAGACACUUUCAGCAGCAGCUUGGGUCAUAGUUUUACCAAUUACAUAUUCUUAUAGUUUGAACAAUCCUUCUGGAUUUGGUCAAACCAUGAAGAGUUGGUUUGGAAGUGGACCAAGUUCCCCUUCUUUGUUCAUUUUAGCAAUUGUUGUUUACUUGUCUCCAAACAUGCUUUCAGCAUUAUUAUUCCUCCUACCCUUUUUUCGUCGAAAACUAGAGAGAUCAAAUUACAGAAUUGUCAGAUUCAUCAUGUGGUGGUCACAGCUUCCACUUUAUGUGGGGAGGGGAAUGCAUGAAGAUCCUCUUUCUCUAAUCAAGUACACAUUCUUUUGGGUUAUCCUCUUAGUGGCAAAGUUAGCUUUCAGCUACUACUUAGAGAUAAAGCCUCUAGUGGGUCCUACAAAAGCAAUUAUGAAUGUUCACAUAAGACGUUACCAAUGGCAUGAGUUCUUCCCCCAAACUAGCAACAAUCUUGGUGUUGUCAUUGCACUUUGGGCUCCUAUUAUUCUUGUAUAUUUCAUGGAUACACAAAUUUGGUAUGCUAUCUUUUCAACUAUAUUUGGUGGUUUCUAUGGUGCAUUUAGGCGUCUUGGAGAGAUACGAACACUGGAAAUGUUGAGAAGUAGGUUUGAGCAACUGCCAUUUGCUUUUAACAAAUGGUUAAUUCCAGCAGAAAAUAGUGAAAAGGCUAAAAAGGGACUCAAGGCUACUCUAUCACGUAGAAUCACUAAGAUCACAUCUGAUAAAGAGGAAGCAGCAAGGUUUGCUCAAAUGUGGAAUAAAAUCAUUACAAGUUUCAGGGAAGAAGAUUUGAUAAACAACAGUGAAAUGGCCCUAUUACUCAUGCCAUAUUGGGCAGAUCUUGAUUUAAAUCUCAUCCAGUGGCCUCCAUUUUUACUUGCUAGCAAGCUUCCUAUAGCAUUGGAUAUGGCAAAAGAUAGUAAUGGAAGAUACUCUGAAUUGCAAAAGAGGCUGAAUUCAGACAGUUAUAUGGACUAUGCAGUUCGCGAAUGCUAUGCUUCAUGCAAAAAUAUUCUGAUAUUUCUGGUUUUAGGGGAUCGUGAAAAGGCUGUUUUAACUGAGAUAUUCAACACGGUUGACAUGCACAUAGAGAAGGGAGAACUUUUAAAGGAGUUUGAUAUGCGGGCCUUACCUAGCCUGACUUUUCAGUUUGUUAAGCUUAUUGAGUUUUUGAUGAAAAAUGAAGAAGGUGACAAGGAUGGUGUUGUGAUUGUAUUACUUAAUAUGUUGGAGAUCAUGACAAGAGACAUAAUGAUGGAUGCACCAAUUUCUAGUUUGAUGGAAUCAAACCAUGGUGGUGCUUAUGGAAACCAUGAAGCUCAACAAGAUAAACAAUAUCAGAAGUUCUUUGCAGCUCUUAAUUUUCCUGUUACAAAAGAAACAGAUGCUUGGAAAGAGAAAAUAAGAAGGCUUCAUCUGUUGCUUACUGAGAAAGAAUCUGCUAUGGAUGUUCCAUCAAACAUAGAAGCCAGAAGGCGUAUCUCUUUCUUCUCAAAUUCUUUGUUUAUGGAUAUGCCUAUGGCACCCAAAGUUAGAAACAUGAUUUCUUUCUCGGUUCUUACUCCUUACUUCAAUGAGGAUGUCCUUUUCUCCAUGGAUGCAUUGGAAAAGCCAAAUGAGGAUGGAGUUUCUAUCCUUUUUUACUUGCAGAAAAUUUUCCCAGAUGAAUGGGAUAAUUUUCUACAACGUGUGGGCUACAAACAUGAAGAUGAAAUGAAAGGUAAUCCAGAGAUGGAAGAAGAGCUUCGCCAUUGGGCAUCAUAUAGAGGCCAAACACUAACUAAAACUGUUAGAGGCAUGAUGUAUUAUAAGCAAGCAUUGGAACUUCAGACUUUCCUUGACAUGGCAAAAGAUGAUGAAUUGAUGAAAGGUUACAAAGCUGCUGAAUCCAACACUGAAGAAUAUUUAAGCAAUAAUAGAUCAUUAUUAACACAAUGUCAAGCAGUGGUGGAUAUGAAGUUCUCAUAUGUGGUAUCAUGCCAACAAUAUGGAAUCCAAAAAAGAGCAGGGCUUGCUCAUGCUCACGACAUUCUCAGACUCAUGACUACGUACCCUUCUCUUCGUGUUGCUUUUAUUGAUGAGGUUGAAGAAACCAGCAAUGAAAAAACAAAAAAAGUGGUGGACAAAGUUUCCUUUUAUUCAGUUCUUGUGAAAGCUGUUCCAAAGUCUGCUGAUUCCUCUGAUCCAGUUCAAAACCAAGAUCAGGUUAUAUAUCGUAUAAAACUUCCGGGACCCGCGAUACUGGGAGAGGGAAAACCAGAAAACCAAAACCAUGCAAUAAUAUUUACACGUGGAGAAGGCCUACAAACAAUUGAUAUGAACCAAGAUAACUACAUGGAAGAAGCAUUUAAAAUGAGAAAUUUGCUUCAAGAGUUUCUUGUCACACAUGGCGUAAGGACCCCAACUAUACUUGGCCUCAGGGAACAUAUUUUCACUGGCAGUGUUUCUUCUCUUGCGUGGUUUAUGUCAAAUCAGGAGACAAGUUUUGUAACUAUUGGACAAAGAUUGUUGGCUAAUCCUUUAAAAGUGAGAUUCCACUACGGGCAUCCAGAUGUAUUCGAUAGACUAUUUCACCUAACCAGAGGUGGCGUCAGCAAGGCUUCCAAAAUCGUUAACCUCAGUGAAGACAUCUUUGCAGGUUUUAAUUCUACAUUACGUGGUGGAAAUGUUACGCAUCAUGAAUACAUUCAAGUUGGAAAAGGAAGAGAUGUUGGUUUAAAUCAGAUCUCAUUGUUUGAAGCAAAGAUUGCAAAUGGAAAUGGAGAACAGACAAUGAGUCGAGAUAUUUAUAGACUUGGACACCGUUUUGAUUUCUUUCGCAUGCUCUCUUGCUACUUCACUACUGUUGGAUUUUACUUCAAUACAUUGGUAACUGUGCUUAUUGUAUACGUGUUUCUCUAUGGACGCUUAUACCUCGUUCUAAGUGGACUCGAAAGAGAAUUAAGCACAAACAAACAAGUCGUAAACGACAAACCCCUUCAAGUCGCUCUCGCAUCCCAAUCCUUCGUCCAAAUUGGCUUCCUCAUGGCGCUUCCAAUGAUGAUGGAAAUCGGCCUCGAACGCGGAUUCCACAAAGCCCUAACCGAUUUCAUCCUCAUGCAACUCCAACUCGCCUCCGUCUUCUUCACCUUCUCCCUCGGCACCAAAACGCACUACUACGGCCGGACUCUCCUCCACGGCGGCGCACAGUACCGCGCCACAGGCCGUGGAUUCGUCGUCUUCCACGCCAAAUUCGCCGAAAACUACCGACUCUACUCACGCAGCCAUUUCGUGAAAGGAAUCGAGCUUUUGAUUUUGCUUGUUGUGUAUGAGGUUUUUGGGCAAUCGUAUAGGGGAUCGGUUGCGUAUAUUUUGAUUACGAUUUCGAUGUGGUUUAUGGUGGGAUCGUGGCUUUUUGCACCGUUUUUGUUUAAUCCUUCGGGGUUUGAGUGGCAGAAGAUUGUGGAUGAUUGGACUGAUUGGAGUAAGUGGAUUAGUAAUCGAGGGGGAAUUGGGGUUUCGGUGGAUAAAAGUUGGGAGUCGUGGUGGGAGAAGGAACAAGAACAUCUUGUGGCGUCUGGGGUUAGGGGGACUGUUAUGGAGAUUUUGUUGGCGUUGAGGUUUUUUAUUUAUCAGUUUGGACUUGUGUAUCAUCUUAGUUUGACUGAGAGUAAAAGUUUUCUGGUUUAUGGGAUUUCGUGGCUUGUGCUUAUUGGAGUUCUACUUGUAAUGAAGGCCAUGUCAUAUUGGAGAAAAACUCUUAGUGCUGAUUAUCAACUUCUCUUCCGAUUAAUCAAUGGUUUUAUAGUUGUUGCAUUUGCUUCUACUCUAAUCACAUUGGUUGCACUUCCACACAUGACAAUCAAGGACAUAGUUGUAUGCAUCCUCGCCUUCCUCCCUACUGGCUGGGGACUACUUCUGAUAUCACAAGCUUUGAGGCCGUUUUUGCGAAGAUCUGGACUGUGGUCAUCGAUUAGAACCCUAGCACAAUACUAUGAGAUAAUCAUGGGGUUACUUUUAUUCACUCCGGUUGCAUUUCUUGCAUGGUUUCCAUUUGUGUCAGAAUUCCAAACACGUAUGCUUUUCAACCAAGCGUUCAGCAGAGGUCUACAGAUAUCUCGUAUUCUUGGAGGUGGACAGAAGAAAGAUCGGUCUUCUGACAACAAGGAGUAAAUACAUUUAUGUAAAUUGCAUACGUAAACGAUGUGAGUUUUUAUUUGUAAGAUGUAUAGUAAUCUUAAGUUUUUAUUUUUCUUGCCUAUUGAGUUUGAGUUGUUAUUGAAUAAAUUUUGUAAAUAUGGGAAGUGGGAUUUGUAUCCAAGUGUAUAUUUCUUAUUA
Lactuca sativa (garden lettuce) is the source of this 6297-nucleotide messenger RNA. Its product is annotated as callose synthase 2. Gene Ontology annotation, biological process: (1->3)-beta-D-glucan biosynthetic process. Gene Ontology annotation, cellular component: plasma membrane; 1,3-beta-D-glucan synthase complex. Lineage: Eukaryota; Viridiplantae; Streptophyta; Magnoliopsida; Asterales; Asteraceae. The record is from RefSeq and is a predicted model, not a curated record. Gene Ontology annotation, molecular function: 1,3-beta-D-glucan synthase activity.